AUGAUCUCUCAAGCCGUUGUCCCCCUCAUCUUUCUCUUGCUGCUCUAUGCUGUCAAGAGGUAUACCGCGUGUCGACAGCUUGUUCGCACCGUAAACGGCUGGCCCGGUUUCCGCACGGUCUUCAACGACCGGUUUCUGUUUUUCCCAUUCCGGGUACGCGGGAUCUCUCCCGGCGCGCAGUGGCCGUUCUACUCCAAGCACGCCGACUUCGCGAAGGCAGGGUGGGAUGUGAUCGCCUUGGUAAACGCUCUCCCUUCACCCGAGUUAUCCCUGUAUGUUGCGGAUGCCGCUAUUGCAAAGGAGGUCAUGGGUGCGCGCGCACGCUUCCCGAAGCCUACCGAUGUGUAUGAGCUGCUCGCGACGUUUGGUACGAACAUCCUCGUCACCGAGGGGGAAGAAUGGAAACGGCAACGGAAGAUUGCUGCACCAGCGUUUUCUGAGAGGAACAAUAAACUCGUAUGGGAUGAGUCACUCCGCAUCGUGAACGACAUGUUCGAAAACCUGUGGGGCGACAAGGACGCCGUCGAGCUCGAUCAUGUCCUGGACAUCACCAUCCCCAUUACGCUCAUGGUCAUCGGUGCGGCGAGCUUUGGACGGCGCAUGUCGUGGAAGGAGGACGGUGCCAUGCACAUGGGACACUCGCUUACCUUCAAAGACGCAUUGCUCGAGGUGUCGAACCGACUCGUUCUCAGUCUUCUCUUCCCACAGUGGCUUCUCCGCUUCGGUACUCCGGGCAUGCGCUCUUAUGCCCGUGCAUACGACGAACUCAGCAGAUAUCUGGACGAGAUGGUGCAGGAACGCCGGACGUCGACGAAUAACGAGGAGCGUUACGAUCUGUUCAGCAGUCUACUUGAAGCAAACGAGGCCCAACUCGAGGGCGACACGAAGUUGUCUGACAAGGCCCUUCUUGGAAAUGUGUUCCUGUUCUUGGUUGCCGGUCAUGACACCACGUCACACACGCUCGCGUAUGCGCUCAUAUUCCUCGCGCUGUACCAGGAGGAGCAGGACAAGUUUUACAAGAACAUUAUGGCCGUCAUGCCGAAGGACAGAGCCCUAAGAUACGAGGACAUGGGAUCCUUCUCCUACUCUUUAGCCGUGUUCAACGAAACGCUGCGGCACUUCCCGCCCGUCAUCGGUAUCCCAAAAUACAGCGCAGAAGACACCGUAUUGACCACGACGAGCGCCACGGGUGAGCAGGCGCGCCUGCCCGUCCCGCGCGGGACGUACAUCACGAUCUCCGCGUCCGCACUGCAUCAUAACCCGCGCUACUGGGACGAUCCGGAGGCAUUCAAGCCGGCGAGAGUUCUGGGCGACUACCCGCGCGACGCGUUUCUGCCAUUCAGCGGUGGCCCGCGCGGAUGCAUCGGCCGCGGGUUCUCAGAGACAGAGGCAACCGCGGUGCUGACGGCGAUCGUGUCUAAGUACAAGGUUGAGGUGCGCGAGGAGGCGUGCUUCGCGGGGGAGACAUUCGAGCAGCGCAAGGCGCGGCUGCUGAAAAGCCAACACAGUACGACCAUAUACCCGGAGCGCGCGCCGCUCGUCUUCCGGCGCCGAAGGUGA
Messenger RNA from Trametes versicolor FP-101664 SS1, 1560 nucleotides. Its product is annotated as cytochrome P450. NCBI's taxonomy places the organism in Eukaryota, Fungi, Basidiomycota, Agaricomycetes, Polyporales, Polyporaceae. The record is from RefSeq and is a predicted model, not a curated record. Bases 1 to 1560 code for a protein of 519 amino acids. Gene Ontology annotation, molecular function: heme binding; monooxygenase activity; oxidoreductase activity, acting on paired donors, with incorporation or reduction of molecular oxygen. The transcript is spliced from 14 exons.